ACGGGAUGGACCGCCACUCUGCUUGGCUAACAGCUCGGCGUCCUGCUUUUCCUACCCUUUUAAUCUGGCACACCUAAUUCUAUAGUCUUGUAAGCCUUAUAAUUCAUUUUUUGUUUCACCAAUCAUCCCAAUGGACGAUUAUUUCUAUUCAUUGGCUUCGGACAAAAAAUGGUGGAUCAACGGACGAAAGGAGAAACAAAAGCGGUCUCGUCAACGGUAGGGAGAGCAGCGUUGCAGAGACGAACAUCGUCACUCGCAGAUGCGACCACCGCUGCGCAUAAAAAAGGUGGACACUUUGUUUCAGCUAAGCCCAACAAGGCGGUGCCACUCAUGUCCAAGUGCAGGAUUUUGAUUUUGGAUUACUAUGACUCGUACACCUACAACCUGGUCGAUUUGGUCCAAGGUCUCACUGGAGAGGAACCUGUGUGCGUCUUGCAUGACCGCCUUUUCGAGACAGCUGCGAAGCAGCUAGGAUCCGACACGAGAGACCUAGAGGUAAAGGUUGGAAUACUGGAAACUUUCUUAACGCGCAACUUCGAUGGAAUCAUCUUGUCGCCAGGCCCUGGGAGUCCCGAAGAGUACCUUUACCGGAGUACUUGUUCGCAUUCGACGCGUAAAAAGAUAAGAACUGAAGAGGUUGGUGGAGGGCGUUUUUACAUCAACGGCGAACGGGAAUGCGAAGCGACGCCUCAAACAACGACGACACAAGCGGUGUUGGACAUUGCUGGGAAGCACCAUAUUCCGCUGCUGGGUGUCUGUCUGGGACAGCAGAUUCUCUGUGUUGCACACGGCGUCCCAGUCAGGAAAGUGGAGCCGGCGCAUGGCAUCGUUGACAAAAUCCAAGUUGUAAAGCAAUGCACAGCUGCCUCAGGGAGCAAGUAUGGGAAUGGAUAUUCGUUAGAGAAACAGAAAAUACCCAGGGCUAAUCAUGAAGACAAGGAAGAGUAUUCUGUGGAGCAGGAGCUGCCACAACUAUUCGCUCACUUUCCGCUUACGGUGAAUGUUGUACGUUAUCAUUCCUUGGCCGCGAAAAUAGGUCCCGACGUUUCAGUCGAAGGACUCGAAAGUAGUACAACACGGCAAAAUAUCGAAGUGUUGGCGACGACGUCGGAUGGGGAACUCCUUAUGGCCAUGAAGGUGCGUGGGAAGCCGCAAUAUGGCGUUCAAUUUCAUCCAGAAUCCGUACUGACCGAAUGGGGCGCCUGCAUCCUCAGCAACUGGAUCAACAUCGUUUCGAUCGAAAGAAAUUCAAGACCACAACAGAAAAACCCCUGGUGGCGCGGAGAUAAGAAAGACGAUGCACGGAGUGUGAAAAAUCAAAAUGGUCAACAUGCUCCUGAAAAGACCUCGGUGCCUGCCUUGUUGCGUGACCCACGCGAUACUGCGCCGCAGCUUUUUGUUCAGAAGAUGUGCAUACCGCAACAUUUCGAUGUGGAGCAGUUUUUUCAACGCUCAGUGGCCGCUUCUGGCGAUCGCGAUGGUAUGUCAAACGCAAAGCCCAGCUUCUGGCUCGACAAUGUUCGAGGAGAACAGGACGGAUCCGGUUUUUCCUUUAUGGGCGGCGGGAAGCUCGUAAGCCGUUUGCAGGACCUUGUGCAGAUGGAUGGCAAGUGUGAUACGAAUAGCACGACUCCUACUUCUCCUUUCUCAUCGCAAAGCAGCGAAGAUGAGGAAUAUUUCAAUGAGGAAUAUUUCAUCCACUACUAUCGUUCUACCGGUUACGUCUCUGUUUCCAAGUCGUCGGCCUAUGCUGUCGAUGGAGAACCGAAAAGCGGCGUCGAUCCAAGCGACGAGCAGCAUGAAAGUGGACGAGCUGGAGGUCGCGGAGUAGAGACCCAAACCAUACCCCUGCGUACAAAUGAGACCUUAUUGGAUUGGUUUUCAGACUUUUGCGAGCGCACGAGCGCUUUAGAGGAACCAGUGAUUCAAAGUGAGAAUAUGACAACAUUACCGUUUGAUUUUCGAUGCGGCUUUGUCGGGUAUUUUGGUUACGGUCUACGCAGGGAGACGCUAGAUGGUUACAGCAAGGAAGAUGAAAUAGACACAGUCGUCGAGAAGAACCACAAAGCGGGUUCGAUGAAUGAUGAUGACAGCAGGCCUCCUGCUGAAGCCCCUGAAGAUCAUGGGGGAUAUCCAGACGCCUAUUGGUACUAUGCUACGCACUGUAUUGUCCUAGAUCACGCCGAUCAAAGCCUCUACUUGCUCUCGAAAGAUCACCCGUAUCCACCAGGAACGCUUACGAGGCUGGUCGCAUCGUCCGUAGAUUUGCCUAAACACAAGUUUCCAUCGAAAGCAGAGGCGACUUUGCCCGAAACGUCUGCUACAAAAUCCAAAGAGCUGCAACCUGAAAUUCGAAUGCAGCCUUUGCUGAAUCGGCAUGAGUAUGAAGCGCAAGUGCGUGCCUGCAGAGAGCAUUUGCUAGCGGGUGACAGCUACGAACUGUGUUUCACCACAGAGUGGCAGAGCGAGGAGAGUGCUUGUUCUCUUGCUGAUUCUAGUUCUGGUUCUGAUCUUUCAUCAAAUCAAACUUCUAGUGGUCAAGACAAUCGUGACGUUUUCGCUCUUUACCGCGGCCUCCGAUCCCGCAACCCAGCUCCCUACGGCUGCUACUUGGAAGUGCCUCUACCUGAUGCUGGUGUUGACCACAACGAGAGCCCCAAGAACAAGAAGGUAUUGCAUGUUUUAUCCAGCAGUCCUGAGAGGUUUCUCAAAGUCGACCGUCUGGGUUGGGCAGAAAUGAAGCCGAUCAAAGGAACAGUGAGGCGUGGCGAUACGGUAGAAGAAGACGAAGCGCUACGAACAUGGCUUCAGUCAGAUGUGAAGAACAGGGCUGAAAACCUGAUGAUAGUAGAUUUGGUACGUCAUGACCUGCGGAAAAUAUGUCACGGAGGUAGUGUGCAUUGUCCGAACCUGAUGCAUGUCGAGAGCUACAAAACCGUACACCAGUUAGUAAGCACGGUGCGUGGAAAAUUGAAAAAUCUAAAAAAUCGAGAAGUCUUUGAGAAGCCAAAGAGCAAGCUUGAGAAAAGCGCAGUCCAAAUCGAAGAUGACGCUAAGCAGGAACAUGUGGAUCUUUUCGGGUGUAUUCAAGGGUCUUUUCCGCCUGGUAGCAUGACGGGAGCACCGAAGAAACGUAGCUGUGAGCUGUUAGAUCGGUUAGAGAAGUCGGAACGCGGGAUCUAUUCGGGAGCCCUGGGUUUUCUAGGUCUCGGACACACAUGCGAACUCUCUGUAGUGAUUAGGACUCUCUUUGUGGAAAGCGAAAUUGACGUGACAAACAACAGUAGCAGGUCCAUUUCAAAGGUGCGCUUGAAUGCUGGAGGUGCAAUUACCGUUUUAUCAAAGCCAUCCGAAGAGUGGGACGAAAUGCUUCUUAAAUGCAAGGCCCCCCUUCAAGUUCUGAGUGGGAAAAAUAGUCAUGUGGAUGUGACUAGGAGUGCACCGUCGUUGAAAAAUCGGGGCGCUCAGAGUACACGAGACUCAAAAAGUGAUGAUGUACCUACUGCGAACGGGGCUGGUAUCGACGCUGGUGAUGAAGGAAUACGAGCAAGCAAUGGUUGUUGUAAACAGCCACGACAGGACGACGCGGUCGAGACUUCUUGCAAAGCCAGAACGCGGCAAGAAUCGCGUUCCGUAGUCGCUUCGCCUAGCUGCAUAGCCACCUCACCAGCAGUGCUUACGACCAUGAAAUCGUGCGUUUGUGGAUCAUAUUCUUUGGACGAACCGCGCCUAGUCGUCGUCAUCCCAUUUCUCGCGGACCAUCUAGAACGGUUACGGAGUUCUUGCUUGACGAUAUUAGGGGCUUCUCUCCCACCAGGACUUUUGACGGUCGCAAAUUUGCGGGAUGCAGUUCGGACUAAAUUUUCAGAACUACAAACACGAACAGCAACAGAAAAACCACGACUAGGGAGCUUUCGUAUUCGGUGUGAAAUUGCCCGCAAUGAGGGUUCGUCAUCAGGGGUCGAUUUCUCAGUUACUGUGGCGGCAUCAAUGUCAGAAACCGACUGUGCAAGAGACGCUGCGUGUGCUGCUGGGAUCCCGUUGCAAGUCAGAAACGUGGAAGCAAUAGAAACUAGACUAGAGGAAGAUAUGCUUGCACCACUUGUAAACUCUUCAGAUGGAGGAGCUUUAUGCAAAGACUCGCACUCGCCGUUUAUCCUAUCUGCUUGCGUCGAUCCCGAAGCGAGUGCAACGGAUAGCCUUGCAGCGCACCAUAAAACAAGCGAGCGGUCUUUGUAUGACCGCAGUCUUGAGCGCGUAAAGGAGACAGUUCUCGAACCGGAAAAUUCAGAUGCUGCUCAUGCAACGUUUGCAUCAUCCCUGCUUUGGAACCUUCGUGGUGAGAUAACCGAACUGCAUAUUGCCAACUUCGCUGUUGAAAUUGUUUCUGAUCUUGACAAUUAUGGUGGUGGUCACAGAAGCGUCUGGAUUACUCCACCACUCCGCAGCGGGCUACUUCCUGGCAUUGUUCGGAACCGCCUAAUCAAGCUAGGCCUCAUACAAGAGCGAGUCCUGACGCUGCCACAGCUGCGCGAGUUAGUACUUGUAAGAAAAAGCCGUUGCAUUGGGUUCAAUGCCCUCAGAGGAGUGUUUGCGGUCGAGUUGAGCUUUCCGCAUGUUAAGGCAGCUGCGAAGUCGAUAGGAAAACUGGAUACCUAAGAAAUUAACGGCCGGCUGAUCUAUUCAUGGCUGACGAAAAAUGCUGCCGCAGCGCCGUCUGCUUCUGCUACCAUUCACGCUCGCUCUCAAUGGACAUCCCGGCGUAACAUGAUCCUCUAAAAUUACAAGUCAAAGAAGAUCUUUUUCGGAAAGAGUCUUGCCCUAAAUUGGCGCGAAUCAAAGACCGUCCCUGCGUCGUUGCUAGGGAAGAUUUGGAGGACGGCUUAAGAAAAAGGUCGUGCAGAAGCAUGGGAUUGCCGAUUGCGCGACCACACGGGAAGUGAGUAGGAGUACACUUCGCAAUAUUUCUAAGCCUUUGCUGUAUUCCGCUUUUUCUCGUUGGAAAAACUCAGCUUCAACAUUGGCCACGAGGACUCUGUGGAGUCAACGCAGAUUUCAAUCCGAGCAUUUGACUGACUGUUCCAAGAUGAGGAUGAAAUCGACGAUGAUAUUCUUUGUGCAUUUUUGAUUUCGAGUUUUGUAUUUUUGUGUUUUCCUGAGCCUGACAUCGUCAUCGAUCUCGAACUCGAUCAUGUGGAUGUUCUUCUCAUAGCUCGUCAAAACUGCGAAAAAGUAAAAACUCUGGAUAUUCCUUGUAAGUACAUUCAGACGUCCUUCUUGGUUGAUGUUUCUAUCUAUCGAACAAUUGUUUCAUGAUGGAUUCUAGCUUCCGCGUGGACGCGGUGGAGGGCUCAGGACCAGCAAUCACG
This is a messenger RNA of Amoebophrya sp. A25, 5369 nucleotides long. The record is from the annotation of a GenBank genome assembly. NCBI's taxonomy places the organism in Eukaryota, Dinophyceae, Syndiniales, Amoebophryaceae.